This is a messenger RNA of Oppiella nova, 3826 nucleotides long. The record is from the annotation of a GenBank genome assembly. Lineage: Eukaryota; Metazoa; Arthropoda; Arachnida; Sarcoptiformes; Oppiidae.
AUGAAUGACAGUCUGUCGGCGAUAGGCGAGGAAGUGGUGCGCGGUUUGGAGGUCCGACUCGACGAAGGCCUCAAAUGUGUCAAAGAUGUGAAGGACGUGAUCGCCGGCCUCACCGCCGAGAACUGUCACCUCAAGAUCAGCGUCCAAGAGGUGAGGACCGAGAACCGGGUGCUUAUGGCUCGCGUCCAGGAGUUGGAGGCCUGCGCAGCGGCGCCCAUCGACGACAAUCACCCCGAGCUCCAGGAGCUGAGGAAUAAGGUGCUGGAGUUGAGCGUCGAAGUGGAUUCGCUCGAGAGUCAGAUGCAAUUAGUGACCGAAGAACGGGAAAUGGCGCGCAAAGAGCUGCGAGACGUGCGCCACGAGAACGAUAUACUCACUGCAGAGGUCGGCAGGUAUCAGAAGUACGAGUCAGUUGUACACCAGUUAAACAAAGUUGUCAACUCUUUGCCCGAGUUUUCUGAACAAAUAAUUCUGAAAGAGAGACCCAAUUCGAUGACCACUUUCGGGUCGUUCGGCAGAAUGGAUGGCUUAAGACUCGCCGGCGGCUCUCAAGAGGAGGACACCUAUCAUAGCGCUCGAGUGGGCGGCAUCGCCAACGGUAACGGCGCCUCCUGUCCCACGAGUAACGACACCUUCUAUGACGCGCGCACAUCGUCGCAGAGGUCGUCGUCGGCUCAACCGACAGCUCAACCUCUUCGCCACAAAGGGGUGCAGAAUGUUAGGGACAAUAUGAAUGAGACGAUACUAUCGGCGACCGAUUCUUUGCAGUCGUUCGGCUUCGACGCCGACAACAACCUGAAGCUUAAGUUAGUGAAAGUGGUGCCCAAUCGGCAGUACACGGGUGUCACGAUGGCCUACGCCAAGACACCGUCCGACUUCUGGGUGCACCUGAACCCGGCCGAAGUCAACAACUAUAUCCACGCGAUUCAAGUGAAGCAGGAGGAUCUGCUGAAUAGGGGCGGCGCCCUACUCACACCCGCCGACGUGGAGAUCGGUAUGUAUUGCGCGGCCAUCUUCUCGGAGGACGGCUAUUGGUAUAGAGCGCAGGUCAUAGACAUCCACUACGAGGACGACGUGGAAAAGGACUCGAUUCGUACGCUCAAAGUCCAGUUCGUCGACUGGGGGAACACCGAAGAGGUGCCGCUCUCGAAGACUAUGCGCCUGUCGUGUGAGCUGAAGAAGCGCAAGCAAGCCAUCCACUGCUACCUCCAGGGCCUGCCGCUCGACGACAGCUACAAAUGGGAUAAGGAGUCGAUCGACACGUUUCGCAGAGUGACCGCAAGUCCUGUGAAAUUGUUGGUCACGUUCCAGAAGAAGGACAGAAUUGAUGAAAGGCUGAAGAGCUUUCAAUUCCCGACAGAUUUGUUGUUUGCCGACGAGACCGGAAAGAUGGUCAAUGUUUUCGAUCGACUCGAGAUCCCCGAAUAUAUCGACGAGAAUGUCACACAACAGGCAAUACCCGUUGUGUCGACGUCUGGCGCCCAAUUGUCUGGUAGUGCGCAUACCUCUGGCACUAUAGUGCGUUCGCCCAAAGCUAACGGAACGUCCGAUAAUCGUUUGGAUCGCCAGAAGUCGUCGACUGAGAAGACGGCGACUGACUUGAAGGCUAAGUCGAGUCAAAACUGUGAGACGAAAGCAUCCAUUGAAUGCCAUGCAAUGCCACAUACGGUGCAAUCGUUGCCAAAAUCUAUGCCUCACUUGAAUGCGGUGUCGACCGUCCCAAUAAUACCGGCGCCGAUAGUACCCGACUCGGAGAACGGACUCAUUGUGGAACCGUCGACUGUGAUCAGUCCCUCCCUGUUCUACGUACGCAUCUCCGACACCCAAGUAGGCAGCGCUCAGUUUGACGACUUGGAUGAACAGCUCAACGAGUGCUACGAGUCGUCGCUCAGACAGCACACCCAUCCGUCCCAAGUGACCGUCGGUUCCUUCUGGUGCGCGCAGUACAGCCACGACGAGCGCUGGUAUAGGAGUCGUGUGGUGGAUGUGCGCGCCGACAGAGCGCUCGUCUAUUACGUUGAUUAUGGCAACGAAGAGUGGGUUGACUGCAAGCUCCUGAUGCCACUGACCCGCAAGUUCGCGCUCUACCCGGCGCUGGCCGUCCGGUGCAGUCUGUCGAGCAUUUCGCCAAUCGGUGGCGGAUCUGAAUGGCCCGAAGAGACCGCCGAACACUUCCGUUGUCUGAUCGAAGAGAAGGUGUUGACGGCUUGUGUUGUCCACAAACCCGAGACGUUUGACUUGGACUCCAUUCUUGAGGUGUUGUUGUGGGCCAAUGUGGACAAUGAGGAGAUUCUCUUGAAUUCAAAGCUAGUGGUGAGCGGAUAUGCCGUCACCGAUAAUCUCGAUUGGGUUAAAGAAGCGGAAAGAGCGCACCGGGAGGGCACACCACCCGAUGUCAUAAUGAACGGAUUGAUUCCCAUUAUGAAGAACAACAACAAUACUAUGUUUUCGGCUAAUGACAGCCAGUGCUCCAGUGCUGCCAACAAUCAAAGUGCUCCUAAAACUAACGGUGCCGUCACUCGCAUGCUCGAAGCGCCUAUUGUAUUGGACAUAAGCGGCGACAGCGCCCACACAUUAGUGCCAACCAAUGGCCACUCAUCUCAUUCACCUGUCGCCCCUGCGGUCGUUAAUGGCGUGAAUUCAGUGAAAAUGAACGGUGCGGUGAACGGCCAUAUGGGCAAUGUAUUGCCCGAAAGACUCAGUGAAUGCGAUGACGACGAGGACGACGACGACUGGGAUCCGAUGGAAGACGACGCCAACUGCAAAGACAACAGAUAUGGCGUUCAGACAGACAAUCCCGGCGUCGCGACCAUGGGCUACAGUGCACCCCAUCGGAUGACCUGUAAAUACUUCGGCACGGGAAAGGGCUGUAAAAUGGGAACUUUCUGUAGUUUUCUUCACGUCGACCCUCAAAAACGCUACGAGUUGGAUGACAUGGUUGAGGGGUUCGUGGAGAUCGUGGACGUGGAGAUACCGAAUGGCUCGUAUGUGGUGGUCAAAGUGACCGAGGUGAACAACCCGUGCGAUUUCUAUUGCUCACUGCCAUACGGUGCCAACGAUGUCAACCACUUGGCUGACGAUAAAUUCAAUGAACUCAUGAAAUUAGCCAAAGAUAUGAAGAGACACUAUACGAGUGCUAAGAUUAAAGAGGACCGCAAUAUAUUCCACGGAAUGGGAAGUUUAGUGGCUUUUAAAGACGAAAAGUCGGGCGCUUUCUAUAGGGGACGUGUGGUGUACGAAGAGAUCGAUUUAAACAUUUACGGCAUUUUUGCCAUCGAUUUGGGCACUUCUUUGGAAGUGAAAAGCGAUCUCAUCUACAAAUUGGUCCCAAUUUUCAGUCAAACGCCUCCCCUCGCCAUUCAUUGUUCACUGACCGGUGUCGAGCCUUUCGGUUCGGACACCUGGAGCUCCGAAGCUAUGCGAACUGAUGAUAAAUAUUAUGUGGAUCUCAUUGAGAAUGACUCCGAGAUCUUCCUCAGCGCUCAACUCAUUGACCAGAAAUUGGCUCAAAAGACGAAAGCAUUUGUGAAUCCCAGACAAGUGCUGUCCGACGACGAGAUUUAUAGUUCCGCUGAUGAGGACUAAUAGACUACACAUUCUUUGGCAGCUUAGGGGCUCAUUCAAUAAGUACUGUAUGUGCGCAACAUUUUGGUCACAAUUAUCUCCUCAUUCAUAGCAAUUUAACAUUAAGACACUAAUUGUGACUGAACUCCCCAUCCCGUGCGUACGUACUUAUUGAAGUAAACACUUGUUUUAUAUUGUUUUAAUUAUUAUAAGUUGGAGUAUUUAUCAAAACAAUAUGUAAUUAUUAGUCGAUUCGUUCAUU